AUGGCAGAGGAGAACACACUGAAUAACGAGGAGUACGACGCUGUUGUGCUGGGCACCGGGCUAGUCGAGUCGAUCGUGGCCAGUGACAUUGCAGCCGCGGAAAAGAAGGUGCUGCAUAUUGACCGAAACCCGUUUUACGGUGGCGACUACGCCAGCUUCUCGCUCAUCGGCUUCAUUGAGUGGGCGACUAGGCUUCGAGAUCGGAGUCAGGUCCCGGUAGUGGAUAUUGCUAUUGGUGAUGUUGAGAUGCAGCUUGGCGCACGCAAGAGCGGCGAGGUCUCGGCUAAUAAUCUGCUGCCAGAGACAGCGCAAGGCAGCUGUCAGGUAGGCGAGAUCCUGGCGAUGCUAUCUGAGUAUCUAAGCAGCGAACAGCUGGAACAGCUGAGCAAUUCUGAUGUACUCAAGAGGCUGGCAGGCGAGUCGCGCAGGUACGCACUCGAGUUAGCACCAAAGCUCACAUUCUGUCGCGGACCGCUUAUCGACGUGCUGAUUGCAGCGGGUAUGGCCGAGUACAUGGAGUUCAAGGGCGUCGAUGCGAAUCUGCUGGUGACUGAUGCUGGCGUUGAGCGGGUGCCGGACUCAAAGGAGGAGGUAUUUGCCAGUACUGCCCUGAAGUUGAUCGAGAAGCGCAAGCUGAUGCGGCUCCUGACAACAAUCAGUGAUCCGGAGCAGGUUUCUAAGCUGACCAGUGAGCAUGGCAACGAGGAUUUUGGCGAUCUUCUGAGGAAGCAGUUCAAGCUUGAUGGUAGUCUGCUGAACGCGGUUCUGUAUGCCGUGGCACGGGCGACCCGUCCGAUUUCUGUCAGCGAGGGGUGUGCACGGGUGGAGAAGUAUCUAAAGUCGAUAGGGCGUUAUGGCCGCAUGGCAUUCCUGAGCUCCAUGUAUGGCAGCGGGGCUGAGGUCGCACAGGCAUUUUGCCGCUCAUGUGCAGUCGCCGGCGGUACAUAUAUCCUGUCUGAGUCGAUCAAGCAGAUUGAGAAGACAGAGUCAGGUUAUGUAGUUGAGUUGAGUCAUGGCAGGGUAACAACAAAAUCCCUCAUUAUGCAUCCGUCGUACCUGUCAGAUGCCACAGAAUCCGAGACUGAAGUACCAAUCGCUCGCAGGUUCACAGUCCUGGAUUUUCCAGCACUAGGUGAAGAUACGACCAGCAUGCUGAGCUUUGUCGAGGGUAGCCACGUGGUUUCUAUGCUCUACCUAACGAGUGCCACAAUGGUUGUUCCCAAGGGCAAAUCUUUGAUGUAUGCGUGGACAGAAGGCCGGUAUUCGCAGUCGAAGGAGUUGCUGGACCGAGCCAUUGAUAGCGCUGUUGGUGACAAGGCGCACCGGAUGCUGAGUGUUGGGUUUGAGUGCCGUGCACUGGCUCCAAGAGGCGGUUAUACUUGUACCCCUGGCAUGGCUGAUGAGUCGGUGGAUUUGGAUUCGGCAGUCCAGGCAGCACAGCAAAUUCUAGAUGCGUUCUUUGGUAGCGGUUCCAAUGAAUAG
Messenger RNA from Linderina pennispora, 1482 nucleotides. Its product is annotated as FAD/NAD(P)-binding domain-containing protein. Lineage: Eukaryota; Fungi; Kickxellomycota; Kickxellomycetes; Kickxellales; Kickxellaceae. Gene Ontology annotation, cellular component: nucleus; Rab-protein geranylgeranyltransferase complex; cytoplasm. The transcript has a single exon. Gene Ontology annotation, biological process: vesicle-mediated transport; protein geranylgeranylation; small GTPase-mediated signal transduction. Gene Ontology annotation, molecular function: GDP-dissociation inhibitor activity. Bases 1 to 1482 code for a protein of 493 amino acids. The record is from RefSeq and is a predicted model, not a curated record.